AUGAAUAUUAAACCGAAGUGGCUACGGGAUAUUGCAUCUUUGGUUUUCACAGUCUACUAUCUCAUUGCCGCGGAGCAAGCGGAUGAGAAGGUGCGCCGAGUCCGCGCUACUCUGACUCUGGAGCAUAUGCGUGUCUCAUGGAACAAAGCAACCACGCCUUAUUUGUGGGCUAUGGCUAGUUUGCUACGCCCACGAAUGACCAGAUACUCGCCGCGGGCUAUUCGUAUCCCUCGACCGAAGCAGUCCGUGUAUACCGAUCCCGUGAGUGGGUGGCUGUAUUUCGAUGGACCUCUGAGCGCAUUGAAACAGCAGACUUGCAUCGUUUUGGAUAUUCCCGGCGGCGGCUUUGUUGCUAUGGGACCGCGAAACUCCGAAGACAAGCUUUUGUCAUGGGCAGGGAAAUUGAAGAUACCCGUUCUUAGUAUUGAUUACAAGAAGGCCCCAGAAUAUGCGUACCCAUAUGCGCUGCACGAAUGCUACGAUGUAUAUCAUACUAUCAUAUCCACUAAUGGACGCUGUGUUGGUCUGAGUGGCUUGACUCGCCCCCGAAUUGUCGUGACUGGCGAAAGCGCAGGAGGCAAUCUGGCAGUCAGUAUGAUAUUGAUGGUCCUUCAGACCAGCUUGGGGCAAAGCUGGCAAGGAGGAGAAGGGCUCCCACGGCCCGAGGGGGUAGUUCUGGCAUACCCAGCGCUCAACGUCAAAGUAGAAAGUUGGAUGACAGACGAGCAAAUGUCACUCAUUCAGGAUAAAAGCUCACGCCAAACCAACCGAAGUAUCCUGCAGCGCAAACAAGACCAAUAUCGCAAGCUCACUCCAUUUACCUCACCGGGCCAUUCAGUCGAGAAUUUGACCUCUUUAACUGCUUCUAAACAAGCGGAUGAUCAGGAGAAAACCGACAUAGCAACUGAGACUUCCAAAGCUCUCCGCGACAAACUAAAAAAGAACGAAGAGCUCAAUGGAAAGCCCAAGUCUCCCACAUCCGGCGAGGCACAACCACUUCAGACCCGACUUGCUGUCUCCUCUAUGAUCUCUUAUGUCCACGAUAGAAUUCUUACGCCCGAAAUGAUGCGCGCAAUGAUCAUUCUAUAUAUUGGGCCACAUCAAAGACCUGAUUUUAACACCGAUUUCUACCUGUCUCCAGUCCUCGCACCGGAUGCAUUACUUGCCAGAUUUCCCAAAACGUACAUUUUCACUGGCGAACGUGAUCCAUUGGUCGAUGAUACAGUCAUUUUUGCAGGCCGCUUGCGCCAGGCAAAGCUUCAGGAUUUUCAUGAACGUCAGGAUCUUGGUCUUAUGAACUCCCGGCGUACAUUUCGUGAAAGGGAUCAUGUGGAGGUAUCUUUGAUUCCUGGCGUAUCGCAUGGAUUUCUGCAAAUGGCAGGCUUCUAUCCAGAGGCAUGGAAGUACAUUAAGCGCAGUGCCGUCUGGAUAGAGACUCUAUUUGAGACAUCUGAGAUGUACGAAUCGGAGUAUAGUCUACUUCAAAUGUCUGGGGCUUCAAACAAGAGUGUACCGAUAAAACAGAAAGAACCUGCGAAUAACAAGGAGAAUAGGAGGUUCUCAGAAAAACAUCAUCAUCGCAGGCGAACAGGGGAAUCAUCUGGAGAUGAAGACCGACCGUUAGAAAUGGGCAUGACGAAGAUGACGAGCUCAUCAACUGAUGAAGAUUACUUCUCAUCGAAAAGCCUACUAGCGCGUCGGAAAAAGUCCCGAUCUCCAUUUGCAUCGUCUCGUCUCGCUGGCUUUACCACCUAUGAGGACGAGGCCGAACACGGUGCGGAAGAUGGGGGUGAAUUCCUAGCAAGGUUGAAACACCUUGAGAUGAAGUAUAAAUACCACGAUGAAGUUGCCGUUGGAGAUAUCAACAGUGCCCCUGGGAGUCCUUACGCUCUUCGUCCACGUGGAAGAAGCAUCACAUCUCUGGGCAGCGAGGAGGAUCUAUUAGAUCGGCGGAUGCAUGGAAUUGCUGGCGGACUUAUGGGCGGCGGCUUGGGAGAGAGAGCACAGACACCAGGAGCCUAG
This is a messenger RNA of Penicillium angulare, 2022 nucleotides long. Its product is annotated as putative lipase. Gene Ontology annotation, molecular function: triacylglycerol lipase activity; sterol ester esterase activity. The transcript has a single exon. Gene Ontology annotation, biological process: triglyceride catabolic process. NCBI's taxonomy places the organism in Eukaryota, Fungi, Ascomycota, Eurotiomycetes, Eurotiales, Aspergillaceae. Gene Ontology annotation, cellular component: cytosol. The coding region runs from base 1 to 2022 and encodes 673 amino acids. The record is from RefSeq and is a predicted model, not a curated record.